Mercurialis annua (annual mercury) is the source of this 914-nucleotide messenger RNA. RefSeq names its product peroxygenase. Lineage: Eukaryota; Viridiplantae; Streptophyta; Magnoliopsida; Malpighiales; Euphorbiaceae. The record is from RefSeq and is a predicted model, not a curated record. The transcript is spliced from 6 exons. The coding region runs from base 77 to 793 and encodes 238 amino acids. Gene Ontology annotation, molecular function: calcium ion binding; monooxygenase activity.
UCCAUAUAAGUUCUAGCUAAUAGUUCAUUUAUACUGCAAUUAAUCUAAAAAAAAGAAUACUGGACAAAGAGAAAUUAUGGCUACUGAAAUAGAUGAAAAUUUGUCUACGGCUGCACCGUAUGCUCCGGUUACUUAUGACAGACCUGUUCGAGAUGAUUUGGAAACUACUCUUCCUAAGCCUUAUUUGGCAAGAGCAUUGAAAGCUCCUGAUACAGAACAUCCUGAAGGAACACCGGGACAUAAGCAUUACGGUUUAAGCGUGCUUCAGCAGCAUGUCGCCUUUUUCGACCAAGAUGACAAUGGAAUCGUUUAUCCUUGGGAGACUUAUGCUGGAAUGCGUGCAAUUGGUUUAAACAUAAUUGCCUCUCUUGUAAUGGCUGUUGUUAUCAAUGGAGCCUUAAGUUAUGCUACUCUUCCUGGGUGGUUUCCUUCCCCGUUUUUCCCCAUCUACAUCAAAAACAUACACAAAGCCAAGCACGGCAGCGACUCGGGAACAUAUGAUACAGAAGGACGAUAUAUGCCUGUGAAUCUUGAAAAUGUCUUCGGCAAGUAUUCUAACACCGUGCCCGACAAAUUAACAUUGAAAGAGCUAUGGAACAUGACAGAGGGUCAGAGAGUAGCUUACGACUUGUUUGGAUGGCUUGCAGCCAAGAUGGAGUGGGGACUUCUGUAUGUUGUUGCGAGAGAUGAAGAAGGUUUUCUGUCGAAAGAAGCUAUUCGUCGAUGUUUUGAUGGGAGCUUGUUCGAGUAUUGUGCUAAGUUGAAUAUGGGGAGUGAGGCUAAAAUGAGCUAAAAUGUUCGAGAUACUUCAAUGAUAGUUAUUAAUAAAUCGAGUCAUGGCUUGCUGCUGUAAUGAAGAUAUUCCAAAACAUCUCAUUGUAGAAAAACUCUUGAAAGAAAUGAUCCAUUGUGUA